Messenger RNA from Paramecium pentaurelia, 4047 nucleotides. The record is from the annotation of a GenBank genome assembly. NCBI's taxonomy places the organism in Eukaryota, Ciliophora, Oligohymenophorea, Peniculida, Parameciidae.
UAUGAACGAGAGAGGAUUGGAAGAAUUAGCGAGGCAAACGAGAUAAGCCAAAUUAUAAAAGAAUCCACCCUCGAAGAAGGAAAAAAAAGAAGAAAACCUUGAUGAUUUUAUAGAAUAAGACAUUGAGGAUGAUGAAUAUUAUGCAAAAGAAGAUUCCUAAGAAGAAGAAGAUAUUUAAAAAUAACCUGAUAAUUAACAAUAGAUCACUUAAUUUAUGGGGAAGAAUAGAAAGAAAAAAUAGACAGGUAUAAAGUUAAGUGAUGAUGCGGAUGAUAUAGAGUAGGUAAUUCAAUAAGUAAAAGUUGAAAAAGUAAGUUUGAAUUAAGUUGUGACAAACAGUGAUGAGCUAUAUAAAGCUUAAUUCAAUUAACCUCUUAAGCCAAAAUAAAAAUAAGAAUUUAAAGAGGAAGAUCUUGAUGAAAUUGUGAGCCUUUUGGAGAGUUAAAGAGAAAGAGAAAUGCAACUAAAAAUGGAAUAAUAAUAGGUUAAAGCAGUGCAAUAAAAAUAAUUACCAAUUCAUAGAUAAGUGGAAUUGAAAGUAGAGAUUCCAUAAAUGAAGAAUGAUUAAUCAACAAUUAGUAUGAACUAAAUAAUUAAAGGAGAAAGAGAUAUAAUGGAUAUUGUUGAAAAAAAUGGUUCAAUAUUAUUGUAUUGGAUUGAUAUUUAUGAAGAUUAAAUGAGAUUUCCAGGAAGUUUAUUUGUAUUUGGUAAAGUAAAGAACUAAAAACUAAAUGUUUAUGAUUCAUGUUCAUUGUAUUUUGAAGAUUAUCGCAAAACAAUAUAUUUAUCUUAUGAAAAUGGAAAAUAUUCAGAAUAACAAUUAAUAUAAGAAUUAUAAGCUUUAAUGAAAAAGUAAUUAGGAUUAGGAUAAAAAGAUUAUACUUAUUAAUUUGUUGAUAGAUAAUAUGCAUUUGAAAUAGCUGACAUUUCAACAAAUUAAUAAUAAUAUUUAGAAGUUUCAUAUACUCUUAAACAUGGAUCAUAAAUGCCAGUUAGAAUUGAUAAUCCAAUAUUUAAAUAUGCAUUAUAAUCAACUUAGACAUUAGUAGAAUAAUUUCUGAUAUAUAAUAAAGUAAGAGGACCAUGUUGGCUCUAAUUAAAAUCAUGUUAGACUCUUGAUACAAAAGAAUUUCAUUUGAAAACAUGCCAUGCUCUUUAAUUACCUUAAAAUGGAUUUUAAGUUUAUGAUGGUGAAUUACCUCUUCCAAAUUUAAAAUUAUUAAGUUUUAAUAUAACAUAAUGUAAGGUGGAUAAGGAAGAUUAAAUUAUUGCAAUUUCAUACACAGUUUAGAAUAACAUAGAUUUGAAUGAUGCUGAAAUACCUGAGUAGGUUGUUUAUUAAACUCUUGCUAGAAUGCCUUCUGAUGCUCCUUUACCUCCUGGUUAUAUAAAAGGAUAAAAUAAAUAAGUUAAAGAUUUUGAAUCAGAAUAUUCAAUGUUAUCAUAUUUUUUAUAAUAAGUAGAAUAAAUAGAUCCUGAUGGUUUAAUUGGUCAUGAAAUAUCAAAAAAAAGUAUUGAUUAACUUUUUGCUCGUAUUGCUAAAUUAAAGGUUAAUGAAUGGAAUAGGAUGAGUAGAUUACAAAAGAGAGAAUAGAUACCUAAAAGUUUAUUUUAGAGAAGCAAAUAUAUUACUAUAGGAAGAUUAAUUAUUGAUUUAUGGGUUUAAGCUAAAGAUAUGAUUAAAAGUAAUGAUUAUAGUAUGACUUAUUUGGCUAAGGAAUUUUUGAAAUAGGAUUUUUAACAAUUAGAUUCUGAUGUAACUAAGAAUUAUACUGAAAAUGCUUAAAGUUAUUAAUCUUUAUUAUAAUUGAGUUUAAAGGAGACUAAGUAUGUAAUAUAGAUUACAUAAAAAUUAAAUAUAAUUUCAUUAACUCGAUAAUUAACAAAUAUUUGUGGAAAUGUUUGGAAUAGAUCUUUACUCAAUUAGAGAGCAGAAAGAAAUGAAAUGUUAUUAAUGCAUGAGUUUUUUUCAAGAGGAUUUCUAUUACCAGAUAAAAUGAGUAAGAUUAAUUUAUCAGAUGAAGAAAGAGAUCAAUAGUAAAAAGAAUAAGAAACUAAAAAGACAUAUGGUGGUGGAUUAGUAUUUGAACCAAAAGCAGAUAUAUAUACUUAAUUUGUUUUACUUUUAGAUUUCAAUUCAUUAUAUCCUUCUAUUAUUAUGGAAUAUAAUAUUUGUUUUACUACUGUUUAAAGAGAUAAAAUUAGUUUUGAAGUUGAUAAAACUUAAAUAGAAGAAGAGACAAUCUAAACUAAAUCUUAGAAAUCUAAAAAGAAUAAGAAGAAGAAUAAUUAAAUUGAAGAAGAGAAUGAUUAAACAGAAAAUCAUAAAGAUUAUAUAGGUUAAGUUGAUCCAGAUGCAGGAAGUGGAAUUUUACCUUAAAUAAUUGAGAAAUUAGUUAAUAUGAGAAAAUAAGCUAAAAAAGAGAUGAGUAGAUCUACUGGAUUAAUGAAAUAGAUUUAUAAUAUUAAAUAAUUGGCAGUUAAAUUAGUUGCUAAUUCAAUUUAUGGAUGUUUGGGAUUUAGUAGUUCUAGAUUUUAUGCAAUUGGAAUAGCAUCAUUAAUUACUCAGAAAGGUAGAUAAAUACUUAUGGAUUCAAAGAAUACUGUAGAGAGAAGUAAUGAUGUAAUAUAUGGUGAUACAGAUUCAAUGAUGAUUUGUGCUAGAUAAGAGAAGAAUUUAUAAGAGAUAUUAUUAUUAGGUAAUCAAAUUGCUAAAGAAAUAAAUAAGAAAUAUAAAAAAUUAGUUUUAGCUAUUGAUGGUGUAUUUGAAACACUUUUAUUAAUGAAAAAGAAAAAAUAUGCAGGAAUUAAAAUUGAUAAUCUUGAAGAAUUAAUGACAGGAUAAACUGAAAAACCAGUAUUUAAAAGAGAAAUUAAAGGUAUUGAUCUUGUAAGAAGAGAAUAUUCUGAUAUUUCUAAGAAAAUUUAAUCUCAUGUCUUAGAUAUAUUAUUGGAAACUAAAAAUAGAGAUGAAAUACAUGGAGAUUUAAUUACUUUAAUGCAAGAAAUAAGAUAAAUAUUUGAUAUUUUAAGUGGUAAAUCAAAUUAGGAUUUAAAAUAAUUAAUUACAUAAAAUAAGUUUAUUAAAUAUGAAAUACAAACUUCAGAUUUUAUUAUUGUAAAAUAAUUAAAUAAAGCUCCUCAUGAAUAUGCUGAUUCUAUUAGUGCUCCUCAUGUUUAAGUAGCUUUACGUAUGGUAAAUAAAUAUGGAAGAUCACCCUAAAGUUUAGUCAAUCAUUUUAUUCGAUUUGUUAUUUGUGAUGAUCCAACUUAGAAGAAUUUAUCAUAUAGAGCUUAUACUGUAGAUGAAUUAUUGAGUGAGAAUUUAACCAUUGAUUAUCAUUAUUAUCUCUCAACUUAAAUAUUUGAUCCCAUAGAUCGUCUAUGUAAAAAUAUUUAAGUUGUUUCUAUUUAAGAAUUAGCUCAAAUUUUAGGAAUCACACAUAAACACAAAGAGUAAAAUUAUAUUACUAUUUUAUUAGCAAAGUGAAUACUGAAUUUUUUGAUUUUAAGAUAGAAGAAGAAUUAAAAAAUGAAUUGGAAAUUCUAAAAAAAUUUGAAUUUAAAUGUCCAGUUUGUAAGGAAAUAUAGAAAUAUUCAGAAUAUUUUGAUCCAUUAAAACUAUUUGUUAAAUAAUUGAAUUGUCAAACUAAUAAAUGUUCUUAUAGUCUUGAAAAUUUAAAAUCAAUUUCCAAUUAAACUAAACUAAUGAUCAAAAAGGAUCUUUGUAAUUAAUAUUAUAAAGGAUAUGUUUAUUGCAAGGAUGAAAAUAAUAUUCAUACAAAUUUUUGUAGAAAAGGAGUUUGUUUUGGAGAUUGUUGUGAUAAGCAAAAAAAAAUAAGUCAAAAAAUUGAUGAGGAAACAAUCAAUAUAUAAGUUAAUCUAUUAACAUAGUUUUUAAAUAAAGUCUUAUCAGAAAUUAAUAAAUAAACAACAGCCUUAUAGUAAAACAAAACAAGAGUAUAUUAAUUAUAAGAGGAAUUAUAAUUCAAAUAACCAUUUUGCUUUAUUAGAUUAAAUGACAUAUUUAGAAAACUUAAAAAUUGA